Molecule: messenger RNA, 991 nt
Organism: Dermacentor andersoni
Lineage: Eukaryota; Metazoa; Arthropoda; Arachnida; Ixodida; Ixodidae
Product: endothelin-converting enzyme 2-like
Biological process (GO): protein processing
Cellular component (GO): plasma membrane
Molecular function (GO): metalloendopeptidase activity
Source: RefSeq, a predicted model, not a curated record
CCAAUGUGUCCUGGGCUGACAAAUUGUCGAAGAGGGCCGCCGUCCGUAAGUUACAGUCUAUCAAGACGCUUUUGUGGCUGCCGGACAGCUUGCUGACAGAAGACGCUCUCUCUGCGAUGUACAGCAACUUUUCCCUCAACGAAAGCACCUUCAUUUCGUACUUUUUAAACGCGUACGAAAACUCGGGCAAACUGAUCAAGCGGGACUUGUACGCCGAGGCAUUCUCCCUGCCACUUAACUUUGUGCUGCCUUUCGUGAACUACGACUACAUAACGAACGCCGUGUCGAUCGCCAUGGCUGCGCUGUCGGCGCCUCUAUACGCAGCGAACGCUACUGCCGCUAUGUUUUACGGUGGCCUGGGCUUCUCCUACGCCAUGGCCGUUGUGCGUGCCCUGGACGACACAGGCCUCAGGGUAGAUCCGCAGGGCCGUGUCCUCAACUCCGAUGAUUCGUGGGUCUCCGUACAGUGGAAAGAUGCGGUGGCUGCCAAGACUUCCUGCCUGGGGGUGCAAUCGUCGACUCUCUUUCCGGAAAUUCCCGCUGUAGAGGUAGCGUACGCGGCAUUCCAAUCUGCCCUGGCAAAAAAGGAUCGUCCAAUGCGGCUCGGAACCAACUUCACGGAAGAACAGGAGUUUUUUAUCACCGCCUGCUUCAGCCUUUGUCGUUUGCCCCAAACAGUUUUUGGAUCACUGGCCGGGAACUGCAACAAGGCCGUUAUGCAUUCAGCCGCAUUCUUCGAAGCAUUCGGAUGCAAGAAUGGAAGAAACAUGAAUGCAUCCCGGAUGUGCUCGUAUUUUGACUGACAUUUCGAAAGCGUGUUCGAGUUUAAGAAAUCUUUUGGAAUAUAUUGCCUAGUAUGCAUGCUUGAUUUACCGUUUUCCACGUGAGAGGUAAUAUUUCAAGGAAUGUUGUGUUUUUAUGAAGCUGAUCACAUAGCAUUUUCUCUCAUAAAGUGGUAAACAGACUGGGAUUUAAUAGAGUUGAAUAAUUA